Menidia menidia (Atlantic silverside) is the source of this 1287-nucleotide messenger RNA. The record is from the annotation of a GenBank genome assembly. Lineage: Eukaryota; Metazoa; Chordata; Actinopteri; Atheriniformes; Atherinopsidae.
UUGUGUAAGCCAAAUAAACAAUACUGUUCUUUUGAACCCUUUUUUCAGUACAUCAAGAUGGGGGCGGCUGUGGUUUUCUGGAUCACAUCAUUGAUGGUUUACAUGGUGACAGGCUAUCCCCAUGAAGGGCCUGCCAUGCAAGCCCAAGACUCGAAUGUGGACACCCAAGGAAUGGUGUCAUCGGUGGCCUCAGCAAACAAAGAGUUUGCCUUCACUCUGUACAGAAGGCUAGCCGUGAAUGAUGGAAACCACGGCAAAAACAUUUUCUUCUCUCCUCUUAGUGUGUCUUCUGCCUUGGCUGCCUUGUCUGUGGGGGCAAGGGGCGAGACCCACAGACAGAUCUUCAGUGGUCUGGGUUUGGACAACCUCAGCCUGAGUCAAACAGAUCUAAACGGGGCCUUCCGUUCACUCCUGGAGAACCAAGUGUCUGGCGAGGAUGCCACUAAAGGCACUGCUGUGUUCGUGGACAGCCGCUUUAAGGCGCAGCACAAUUUCCUGGACGUCCUGAAGCAGUCCUAUUUUAGUGAUGGCUUCGCUGUUGACUUCACUAAAUCAACAGACGCUGCCGAUACCAUUAAUAAGUAUGUGGCAGAUAAGACCAAUGGAAAGAUAGACAAACUGGUCGAGAGCCUGGAUCCCAACACAGCCAUGUAUCUUCUCAGCUACAUCUACUUCAAAGGAAAGUGGGCAUCUCCUUUUGAAUCUGGACUGACCAAGGAGGACACGUUCACUGUGGAGCAGAACAACAAGGUUCCAGUCCAGAUGAUGAAUAAGGAAGACAAUUUUGAUGUUUACUAUGACCAAGCAAUUAACACAUCAGUCCUCCACCUCCCUUUCAAUAGCUCAUAUUCCAUGCUGCUGGCUUUGCCUGAUGAUAUUACAACUCUGGAGAAUGUUAUCAACUCAGCUUAUGUCUCUAAAUGGUUGAAGUGGAAGAAGUCAAGGAACUAUGACAUAUACGUUCCAAAAUUCUCCAUCAAGACUUCCUACAAGCUGAAUAAUGUGUUGACUGAAAUGGGAAUGACGGAUAUGUUCAGUGAUCGCGCAGAUCUGAGUGGCAUUUCAGAAGGGCAAAAACUGGUUGUCUCAGAGGUUGUUCACCAAGCUACCCUGGAUGUUGAUGAAGCCGGAGCCACGGCUGCAGCUGCCACAGGCAUCGGAAUAACAUUGCUAUCAUUCCGCCACAUCCCAGUCUUGAAGUUCAACCGUCCUUUCAUGGCUUUCAUUAUUCAGCCCAGCACAGAAAAGAUUCUUUUUAUGGGCCGGAUUGUGAACCCAAACAUCUAA